Lentinula edodes (shiitake mushroom) is the source of this 2061-nucleotide messenger RNA. RefSeq lists its product as uncharacterized. The transcript is spliced from 3 exons. The record is from RefSeq and is a predicted model, not a curated record. The coding region runs from base 1 to 2061 and encodes 686 amino acids. NCBI's taxonomy places the organism in Eukaryota, Fungi, Basidiomycota, Agaricomycetes, Agaricales, Omphalotaceae.
AUGCUCUCUGUACGGUCGUCCAAGAAAUCCGACGCGUCAAGGCCCAAGUCUGGCGCUCUGGUCUCUCUUACGGGUGCAACCCGUGGUAUCCGUCGUACAUCGCCCAUUAUCGACGUCAAUCUCAACUCUUACUCACGCACUGAUCCUUUUCAGGCCUUCAAUGUCCUGUUGAAGCUCCUUUCUUCUCUCUCUUCACGCGUCGGUGGUUGUCAAUACCGCCUCACGCCUCAAGAACAUAGAUUGUCACUACACCUGCUUAACAUCGUCGAGCCUUUCGUCGGGUCUACACCCUCGAAACGAACUCUUAUCACUCAUCAACCUACGGAAAUCCUCGACGCGAUUGUUUUCCAUGUCUCGUCACGCGCGGAUUUGCUCAAUCUCGCGAUGACUUGCUCCAGGAUGCAUGGUGUGGUUAUUCCUAGGCAUUUUGAUUAUCGAGUCGUCAAGUGUAAAGUGAGCAGUGUUAGUGUGUGGAAUCACUUGAGCGUACAUCGGUCUUUGGCGAUGAACGUCAGGCAGUUGGAGGUUUUAGAUGAGCGUGCUGUAUCGGGGCCGGGGACUGCUAUCGGUCACGGUACACUCUCAUCGUCGUUGUCUAACCAGUCUCGAGAGAUGGUCCCGGGUGGAAUAUCAUCUACCGAGACGGAUUUGGAAGAUACCGACGAUGAAUUGGCCAUGCAUAUAAAGCAAGAGCAGUAUUUACUCGAUGCUUUGAGCAAGAUGGCCCAUCUCGAGUCGUUCAUUUGGAGUUGUAAUCAUUCACCGAUCUCGAUUGACACAUUCUGGCCAAUACUUCUCAAAGUACAUGCGUUGAAAGAAGUGGAGAUUAACGAUAAUAUGGUAUUUGCGCCUAUGGUCGUCGCAGACGAAGAGGGUGAGGAUGAGGAUGUGCCAGCAAGCGAUGCUCGAAACGCGGUGGCGCGCCAACUCAAAGCGGUCACACUUCAAUCAACUCGACACGCGUAUGGUUCAACAAAGCAUCCAGAUUUCACUCGUGUCAAAGGGAUGCUCAACAGUUGUCCGAAUCUCGUGUCCCUUAACAUUUCCUACAUCCACCCGCGUUCUUCCUCAUCUCAAACCCUCCUCUCAGCCGACGACCUGUUCUUAUUUGGUCGUUGGCCUUCUCUCACCUCUCUGACACUUGCUAAUCUCCGCUUUUCUUCCUCCUCCGUCAAUCUUUCUGCCGCCAGCACCUUCCUCUUCGCACAUUCCAACAUCGAGGUCCUCCACCUCGACAUCAGUUCUACCCUCAGUUCAUCCACUUUCCACAAACAAAUUGUGUUUUUAUCGAACUCCCUCCCACGUCUUCGUGAACUCAGAGCACAUCGGGAUGUAGUCAGCACAAUUCUCGCGUGCCCGAAUGAAACCGGACCAAGACCUCUCGAAAUGAUCAAAGGCGUUAAAUUGUCGUCUUCGGAAAUGAAAAACCCUCUAUUCUUCGUUAAUCUCCGUCGUUUUGGGAGCCAUGUGAGAAGGGUCGAGUUGGAGAGUUGGAAUGAGAUGGAUGAUAUUAGGAAGUUGAUUGAUUCUGUCCCAAAGCUGACUUGGUUGGAUUUGGGGAUCAAGGGGUACGGACAUGGGAGAUCCGGUGGUGGCGGUGGUUCUUAUGUACCCACCGUCAAUGUCAACGAAUGGGCUACACUUCUCUCUUCAGCUCCGGAACUCACAACGUUCCAUGGUAUCAAAUUCUUCUACGAAAUAUCUCUGCAGGCCCAGGCAUCUCUCGCGUCGUCUUACGAAUCACUAUCCAAUGGAUCUUCUUCCUCCCCUGCUUCUUCCUCAUCUUCUUCCUCGAUUGGGUCGAGUACCGACCGCAGCCGAAUCCGCAAGAACGACGAAACGGCUAGUCUGUUGGCAUGGAAAUGUCCUAAACUGAGGAGGGUGGACCACUGGGAUUCGGAUAAUGGAGGAGGUUCGGGAGGGAAGGUUAUCGUUAUUAUGAAUAAUUCAAAAGAUGUUGUGAAAGAUUUGAGAAACGGAGAAGGGAAAGAAGGGAGGGAUAGAGAGAAGGAGAAGGAUAAAACGGGACCGCGGUGGGAGAUUCGGAGAGUCAAGCAGUAG